Messenger RNA from Gaeumannomyces tritici R3-111a-1, 900 nucleotides. RefSeq lists its product as hypothetical. The record is from RefSeq and is a predicted model, not a curated record. The transcript has 2 exons. NCBI's taxonomy places the organism in Eukaryota, Fungi, Ascomycota, Sordariomycetes, Magnaporthales, Magnaporthaceae. The coding region runs from base 1 to 900 and encodes 299 amino acids.
AUGCCUCCCCUGAGCAUCACGACCGGCAGCACGCCGACAGGCGGCCUUGCCACGGGUCCAAGGCAGCCGCCCCUCUCAGCGUCGGCGCCAGGCGCAGGCACAGCUGCAGACCAAGGCCCGGCGGGCGGAGGCGCCGCCCACGCGCGCCCGCCGUCCCCGCCCCCGCCCCCUGUAAGCCCGAUAACCCCCACGCUGCGCACCGCGCGCCUGGCCGGGACCUCGUCCACCUCCACCUCCGGGCCGCCCGCGAUGCCCGUGCCGCCGACGAAGUCGGGCAGCAGCACCCACUACACGGCCGACCCCUCGCCGUCGGCCCUGACCUUCUUCGCCGCCAACCGCGUCGCCCUGACGCACUUGUCCCAGCCCGCGCAGGCCGCGGCGGGCACCGCGCUCGACGCGCCCCCGCCGCCGCUGCCGCUCGACUUCGACGCCAACCCGGACGUGCUGGCCCUCAAGAGCGCCAUCUCGGUGCUGCAGAUCCAGCGCGCCCGCGCCGCCGCCGACGUCGCCCGCCUGGCCGGCGCAAAGGCCGCGGCGCUCGAGGACCCGGAUGCCUUCCUGCGCGACCUCGCCGAGGGCCGCGUGAGCACGGCGCCUGCCGCGCCGACGCUCUUCGACGCGGGCAGGGACGACGGUGACUCCGACUCCGAGUCCGGCUCGGACUCUUCCGAGAGCGACGGUGCGGAGCACGACGGUCACCGUGCCGCGGGCGAUCUAUGCAAGGGCAAAGAGCCUGCUACCGUAAUCGGCCCCGGCGGUGUGUACGAGUUCAAGGGUGACCAGCGGCAACAGCCCGGGGGCGCACAACAAGCACAGAGACUUGUUGGAGUUGCCUCGCCAUACAUGCCCGGUCGCGACAGGAUAGAUAAGAAGCCCAAGAAGCCAAAACCACCCACUUGA